GCGCCCCGGGGCUCGGACACACCGACGGGGCUCCCUCUUCCUCCCGAGGGCGGCGAGGACCGGGGGAACCCGCAGCCCUUUUCAACCGCCGCCAUCCGAAGAGACGACCCCAGACGACCUCCCUCACGGCUCCGGCCCGCCACGGCGUCCAGGGGACGGCGGCAGUACCGCGCCCCGCCGCGCCGCCCUGGUCUGUCCCCGCCGCGGCGGAAGCGGCGCCGCUCCCGCUCCUCUCCAUCGCUCGCUCUCUUUGGCGAAGCCGCCCCGCAGGGCUCGCCGCCGCUGUUCUGGCCGCUGCCGGCCGCCGUCGCGGCGCUACUGCGCGCGCGGGGCUGGAGGCGGGGCGGCGGUGGCCGUCAUGGCGGAUCCCAGCUGAGGCGGCGGUGCUGGUGCUGCGCUUGGCGGAGGAUUAUUGUCCAAGAGGAUUUAGACCUUUCUUAAAAAGAUGCCUGCUGCCUGUGAUUCAGCGCUUGAAGAUAUUGAAGAUAUUGUGUCAGCAGAAGAUUUGAAGCCACAUGAUCGGCAGUUUGUAAGAAAGAAUGUUUUUCCAAAAGUGCGAAAACGCAAUUCACAAAAAAAUAUUCAGGCAGAUGAUGAUCCCCCAAGUGACAGCAUUAUUCCUGGUGUUCAGAAAAUCUGGAUUCGUACAUGGGGAUGUUCUCACAAUAAUUCAGAUGGUGAAUAUAUGGCUGGACAGCUGGCUGCAUAUGGAUACAAAAUUACAGACAACUCUGCUGAAGCAGAUUUAUGGUUGCUGAACAGUUGUACAGUAAAAAAUCCUGCUGAGGACCACUUCAGAAACUCAAUCAAGAAAGCUCAAGAAGGGAAGAAGAAAGUGGUUCUAGCAGGCUGUGUGCCACAAGCCCAACCUCGUCAGGACUACCUGAAAGGCUUGAGCAUUAUAGGGGUUCAGCAGAUAGAUCGUGUAGUAGAAGUUGUGGAGGAAACUAUUAAAGGUCAUUCUGUGAGACUGCUGGGUCAGAAAAAGGAUAAUGGGAAGCGUUUGGGGGGAGCACGACUGGAUUUGCCAAAGAUUAGGAAGAAUCCACUGAUAGAAAUCAUUUCCAUCAAUACAGGGUGUCUCAAUGCAUGUACCUACUGCAAAACUAAGCAUGCCAGAGGAGAUCUAGCAAGUUACCCUAUUGAAGAACUAGUGGACAGAGCCAAACAGUCUUUUCAAGAGGGUGUUUGUGAGAUAUGGCUGACCAGUGAAGACACAGGGGCUUAUGGCAGAGACAUUGGCACAGACCUCCCUACGCUUCUGUGGAAGCUGGUUGAAGCUAUUCCUGAGGGAGCUAUGCUGAGGCUUGGCAUGACAAACCCUCCCUAUAUUUUAGAGCAUCUGGAGGAAAUGGCAAAGAUUCUCAAUCAUCCAAGAGUAUAUGCUUUUCUGCACAUACCGGUCCAGUCAGCCUCUGACAGCGUGCUCAUGGACAUGAAAAGAGAAUACUGCGUGGCAGACUUCAAACAAGUAGUGGAUUUCCUUAAAGAAAAAGUGCCUGGAAUAACAAUUGCUACAGACAUCAUCUGUGGUUUUCCAGGAGAGACAGAUGAAGAUUUUCAAGAAACAAUGAAACUUGUAGAACAGUACAGGUUUCCAAGCUUGUUUAUUAAUCAAUUUUACCCACGCCCAGGAACCCCGGCUGCAAAAUUACAUCAAGUUCCAGCUGCAGUGAAAAAACAGAGAACAAAGGAUCUGUCCCAGCUGUUUCAUUCAUACAAUCCAUAUGAUCAUAAGGUUGGUGAGAGGCAGAGAGUUCUGGUAACAGAAGAAUCCUUUGAUUCCAAUUACUAUGUUGCUCACAAUCCUUUCUAUGAGCAGGUUCUUGUGCCAAAGGAUCCUCUGUUAAUGGGUAAGAUGGUAGAAGUGAAUAUUUAUGAAGCUGGAAAACAUUUUAUGAAGGGGCAACCAGUGUCAGAUGCCAGAGUUUACACUGCAUCCAUCACCAGACCGUUAGCAAAAGGAGAAGUUUCUGGUUUAACAGAGUUAAAAGUCUGCAUAUUCUGGAGGGAUCUUGGUGCUUGCAGUCAGGUUGAGGAUGGUAAUGGCAGGCACAGCAGGGAGUUUGGAUUCAAUAUGCUGAAUGAGAAGGAGUUCAGACACGCACCACAGAAAGGCACAAACUGGAAAGCGCACCCUUCUGCUGAGGUCCCAGUGAAAACACCGCUCAGCUCGUGGAUGGCUUUGCAGCUCCCAUGGCAACAAGAAGGAGGUGGACUGAAGAUAUUAUCUGUCAGCCUGGCUCUACUGGCAGUUCUUGUUAUGUUUUACUACGGAGGAAUGAAAAUAGAACUGUGAACUGUACAAGGCUUUUAUGAAAACAAUAGAACUGCUGUUUAAAAGCUUCAAAGGAAAUAUUUUUACCAACAAUUCUUUUUUUAAAAAAAAAAAUAAGCUAAUAUGAAUUGGGCAAUAAUUUGUACUCACCCUAUGCCUUUCCUGUCAUUCAUAGGAGAGAAUGUUAAUAAGCUCUAGGACAAGUCUCUUGCAAAAGUUUGAGAUUCUUGGUUGACAGAAGACUUUGCUGCAUCUUUCCUCUUCUUUUUUUCUGAAAUGAUGCAAUGUUUGUAUUGCUAACUCUUUUCAAAACUGCUGUAGCAGGUAAAAUUGCAUGCAGGAAACUCAUGAAAAGAAAUCUUUCUACUGAGUGGUGUUCUAUUGAGUAAUAUUUUAUGGACAGAACAUCUAAGGCUUCCUUAAAGAUUUUGCUUAAUGCCGUGUGGUGGUUUGAUAUUUGUCUUUUUACGUUAGAAUCAAACACUGCUUGGCUAUUAAAGUUUGUCAUUUGUUGCUAUUGA
Molecule: messenger RNA, 2799 nt
Organism: Phalacrocorax carbo (great cormorant)
Lineage: Eukaryota; Metazoa; Chordata; Aves; Suliformes; Phalacrocoracidae
Source: RefSeq, a predicted model, not a curated record